UGCGUCAGUGAUUAAGUCAAUUGCGCCGGAUGCAAGAUAGGGCCCAUAGUGUGUUGCUUGAGAGGGUGGGACCCUAUACUAUAUGUGUGGGGCUGGGUGUGAGGCCAGUUGAUGAUGUCACUUCUUGUGUGCCAGAGUUGUAUGGAGAGUUGGUCGAAUGUCAGCUGGAACUGUUGUUAUAACUGGAGGGAUUCUGGCCACAGUGAUACUGCUGUGUAUCAUAGCUGUGCUCUGCUACUGUCGACUCCAGUACUACUGCUGUAAGAAGAAUGGCGGCUCAGACACCAGCUCAACGUCCCAGCCUCCUUUCCCCUGCAGCACCCUCUCCCCAUCUCCCCCUGUGAGCUCCCGGGGGCCUGUUCCUCUUCCUCCUCCUCCUCACUCCCUGCGGCGGCCGCGGCCCGUCGAAGGCUACUGCCCCACCUGCUCACGGUACGACUCGCCCUUCUACAUCCGCACCAGCGAUGAGAUGCUCAAUGGAGGGGACCAUGUCACCUACAUGCCCACGCACUACGAGAACCAGGCCCUGGCCGGACCCCUGCCUGGAUCCCUGAUGAGGGAGCCUCGGCGGGGAGGCACGCCCCAGCCACAGUUCUACACCAACACGCGAGCCAUUAGCACCCAGGUGUGACUCCAGACUCUAGUGACAAGUUCAUCCAAUUGGCUUUUUAGGACCUUGUUGGGCGUGGUUCAGGUUCUUGUGAGCUGGGACUUUUGUUGGACUGCGUUUAA
Molecule: messenger RNA, 732 nt
Organism: Gadus morhua (Atlantic cod)
Lineage: Eukaryota; Metazoa; Chordata; Actinopteri; Gadiformes; Gadidae
Gene: fam163ab
Product: family with sequence similarity 163 member Ab
Source: RefSeq, a predicted model, not a curated record